This is a messenger RNA of Monoraphidium neglectum, 8430 nucleotides long. RefSeq lists its product as hypothetical. Lineage: Eukaryota; Viridiplantae; Chlorophyta; Chlorophyceae; Sphaeropleales; Selenastraceae. The transcript is spliced from 17 exons. The record is from RefSeq and is a predicted model, not a curated record. The coding region runs from base 1 to 8430 and encodes 2809 amino acids.
AUGGCGAUUCCGGCGGUGCUGGCGCUCGCGGCAACCAUGCCCUCCGGCGCAGCGCUGCUCGCCGGGCUUGUCGUGGCGGCGGGGCUCCUCGUGGUCGUCCAGCAGCACACACAAGCGGUGUCGCGGGUUCUGGCAGCAUGGCUGUGGCGUCGGCUGGCGACAUUAUCACCCGACGGCGGCACUGAUGGGGGUCUGCGAGUUGUCGCCACUGCGCAUGGAAUCCUCGUCAAGGGGUUUGAGCUAGACCCGUCCGUGCUGCGGGACAGCGGCGGCCCGCUCCUGCUCAGAAGAUUGCUGGUGCGGGAGGCCGAGCUGCGGUGGCCGGGGCGGAACAGCCCGCUGCUGCUCAGGGCCCACGGCCUGAGCGUAGAGCUGCUGCAACGGCAAGCGCCCAAGCCCGGCGCACCGGCAGAUGCGCAGGACGCCGGCUUGCUCCACAGCCAGCAGCUCCUCCUGCUGGAACAGCUGCUGUGGCGCGGCUCCCCGGGCCGCCGCCGCAGCCGCUGGGCCGGCCCGCUGCGCGCGCUCCUGCGGGGCGCACUCGCGGCGGCGGCCAGGUCGGUGGUUGCUGAGGUGGCGGAUGCCGAGCUGCAGUACACCCAGGAGGGCGACGUGGGACCCUGGUGCGUCGGGCAGCAGGCGCGCACCGCCGACGCGCUGCGCGUCGGCGUGCGCCUCGCGCGCCUCUCGCCGCCGGGGGCUGCGGCGGCGGGGACGCCGGCACCGACUGGGGGCGUGGCGGGCGCCAGCGGUCGCGCUGGCGGGCAGGCUGCGACGUGCUUUGCCUUAGAGGGCGUCAGCGCGAGCCUGCUUACUCGUGCGCUGCGGCCGGCGGGCGGCCCCGGCGGCGCCGUCGCGCCUGCGUCGAAGGCCGCGCGCGAGUGGCGGCGGCAGCAGCCGCAGCAGGAGCAAUGGGAUUCCGCGGGGUGCGACGUUGGCGACGCGCAGCCAGGCAGAGAUGGCUGGGACUGCGAGCUGGUCGUGCUGCGGCAGUGGUUUGCUCAUGUCACGCUGACAGUGUCAGGAAACCCGCCCGCGCACCAGCAGCAGCAGGAGGAGGGCUCAGGGGCGGCGGCCCAGCCUCCAGGGCGGGAGGAGCGCGGCGGCCUGGCGCGGGAGCAGCGCCGGGCUGCGCCGGCGCUGCGGCUCGUUGUGUCGACCCUAGGCGGCGGCGCGGCGGGGCAGCAGCAGCAGCGGCACCAGCCGCGGGGGCAUGCAGCCGCGGACGGCGCCGACGCGGACGGCGGGUGCCACCUGUCGGCGGCGGUGUCCCUGAAAAGCCUGGUGCUGGAGGCAUCCCCAGAGGCGGCCGCGGUGUUCUUACGGCUGAUGAACAGGUGGAUGGCGUACAGCCGUUUUGCGCCGCUUUGGACCGCGCGCCCCUCAGUCCCCGUGCGCGCGGCCCCCGCGCUCUGGUGGCGCCACGCCGGCGCGGCGGUCGUCGCUGAGUGCCGGCGACGGCUGCCGGUGCGGCGCGCUGAGCUGGCGCUGCUGCGGCGGCGCGAGUACCUGCUGCUUUACCGCGCGGUGCACGCGGCACAGCCGGCUGAGUUUAUAGCGGACCCUCGCGGGCUGCAGCGGGGAUCUACUGUGCACAUUCCAGCGGCGGCGGCCGCGGCGCGCCUGCGCGUCCUGGAGCGCGCCAUGACGCCGUCGCAGGUCUCGCUGUACCGCGUCUUCGUCGCCGCCCGCCACAGCGCGCACCUGGCGGCGUCGCCGGGGCUGAGGGCGCAGUGGCUCGAGGCGAUGGACGCGCUGGGAAGCUUCCUGGACCUCGUGCCCACGCAGGGCGCGGAGCGCGGAGGCGGAGGGCUAGCGGAGUGGGCGGUGACUGUUUCGUGCCCCGCGCUGGGCGUUACGCUGGUGCACCCUGAGCGGGGGUCCCACCUGUCGGGCCAGGUUCACGGCCUGCUGCUGGAGGCCGCCAGCGGCGGCGCCGCACGGGCGACUGCGGCUGUGGUCGCGGUUGGCGGCGCCAACGCCGCCGACGGGGCGACGCAGGUCUUGCAGAUGCCGAUGCCAGAGGCGCUCCGGGCCACCUACUGCUGCCAGUUCGGCCCGCCACCACCGCCAGCCCAGCCCCCGCCCCCGCAGCCGCAGCCGGCCGCGGCGCGCCCUGGAGCAGGCCCCCACGACCUCGAAGACUGGGCCUGGGCGGCUGGAGGGGACGGCGGCGGCCGCAGCGGCGCGGGACUGCAGCAGCCUGGGCAGGUGUAUGCAGACUCCCUCGUGUCUUCUUACCUCCCACAUGCGCGGCUGGCGCUCGCACCCGUGCUGCUGCGGAUGCAGCCGUCGUCGCUGAGCGAGGCGCUGAGGUUUAUAGAGCGCGUAAAGGCCUGCUUCGAGGCGGGCCUGCCGGCCAGGGACAACGCGCUCCAGGAGGCGGAGGCGCUGCAGCAGGUUGUCGUGCAGGCGUACAAGCGCCACGGCGUCCCGCUGCCCUACGCGCUCUCUUCCUUCAUCCCGACGCUGUCGGUGCGCUGCCCACAGCUGGUGGCCGUCGCGGCGCUCCGCGGCGGGGGCGCGCUGCGCAGCGGGCCGCUGGCGCCGGGGCCAGGCGGGCGGCACGAGCUCGUGGGAGUCAUGGAGGGCCUGCAUAUCGGCGUCAGGUAUGAGACCAGCUGCUACAGCAGCUUGGUCCGCCAGCUGCACGCCUCAGCCGACGCGGAGGUGUUCUUCCAGCAACACUCACACCCCGCAUCUGCAGCGGCAGCCAGCGGCGGCGCUGCCUCAACGGCCGCAGCCGCGGCUUCGGACGUGCUCGCGCCGUAUGCAGCCCUGUGGCUGCACCCGGACGAUUUGGAGUAUCUGCUGGCCGCGGGGAGUGGCGCUGGGGCGGCGGCGGCGGCGGCCAGGAGCGGCGCAAAUGAGUCGGCAGCAUCUUCACCGGCGGCGAGAAGCAGCAGAGUCGGGGCGGGCGCAGGGGCCGCGGCGGCGGCUGGUCACCAGCAAGCACGGGGCGCGGGUGGCAAGUUGGCAACUUCCAACGCCCUGCCGCAGGGCCUGUCCUCCCUGCCGUCCUGCCAGCCGUUCGUGCCGCUGCUGCGCGCGCGCCACCUGGUGGCCCAGCUGGCCACACAGAUACUGAACGAGCCCUCGGCAGACCUGCUGAUGGAAGCCGCCGACCAGCUGCUGUCGGACGCCCUGCAGCUUCACCGCAGCUUCGUCGACGACAUCCUGAGCCCCUCGGUCGGCCCCCGCGCGCGCGCCUCCUCAAGUGCCACUCGCGUCGCCCUCUCUGCGGCCGCGCACGCAGCCGCGGCGGCUGCCGGCCCGUCAGGGGCUGCACCAGGAGUCGGGCAGCAGGCGGGGCCGCUUCCAGCUGCGGCGUCGGCCGGCAAAGGCAGCAGCUUCUUAUUGGACCUUCCUUUGUUUGAGCUGCUGCUGUUCUGCUGCCUGCCAAGCGCGGAGGGGGCGGCUGCUGCUGCGGUGGCGGCGGCGGGGCCGCGGCUGGGCGGCGGGCAGGCGGGCGCGGCUGGUGGCGGGUACAGGUUCACCCUUCACCCCGCCGCCUGGGUGCCCCGCCGCGCCCCCAACGACCCGCGGCCCCCCUCCCAGCUGCUGCGCUGGGCCGAGGCGCUUGCGCCCGUCGGGAGCCUGCUGCUCAUUGAGCUGCGCUGCGGCGCGCACCUGGGGCCGUGGGGCGGGGUGGUGGCAAAGGCCCGGCUGGGUUCUGUGGUGGCUGUGAACCUCCAGCUGUGCAAGAAGGGCCGCGGCGCGGCCACCCUGCCCAUAGUCGACGGCGCGCUGCCGCCGCGCAGGGCGGCGGCGCCGGCGGCCGCGCCAGAGGCGAUGGGGACGGCGGCGUCGGCGGCGGCGGCGGCAGCCCGUCCCGCGCCCGAGGCGGAGCCGGGCUCGCCGCCGCAGGGCCUGCGGGGCGGCGGCGUAGGCAACGGCGUCGAGCGCCACGGCGCCGGCGGCGUUGGUGGCGGCGGAUCGGACGCGUCCUGCAGCCCCAAGGGGCACCCCGGCCGCGGCGCCGCGCGCCCCGCGCCGUCCCGGGGGUCAGCCGCGGCGGCGGCGCUACAGGGAGCGGUCGCCGCCGGCCUCGCGGCGCACGAGCUGCCCGGCUCGCCGGCGGCGGCGGUGCCCGCUGCUGCUGCAACAGAGGAGGCGCGAGGGCGGUGGGAGGGCGCCCUGCCUUACGUCGGGCUCGACAUCAAUAAGAGCGCCCUGCUGCUGGCGCCGUACGCCGCGCGCGCUUGCGCCGCGUACCGCUUCGCUGCGGAGCGGCGGCGGCUGCUCAUGCACCUCGGCGCGCCGCCGCAGCAGCAGCAGCCGUCGCUUUUGUCGCUGGCCGGCCCCGCGCCGCUGUCGAGCGACGGCCCCGAGCCGCCGUGCGCGCUGCGGGCCCGGCCGAGCGUCACGCGCGCCGGCGUGCUGCGGCAGCGCUGGCAGCGCGUGCUGGAGCUGCGGCUGCUGGGCCGCAGCUCCGACUAUGCGCUGUGCCUGCUGGCGCACCGCUACCGCCACGCGCGGCCGGCACGGCAGCCCAGCGGGGCCCCUGGCGGCGGCAGCGGCGGCGGCGGGGCCGGCGGAAGCUCAGGGGGCACUGGUCGCAGCGCGCGCUUGUGCGUGCAGGUGGAUGCGGCCGAGGUUUUGGAGGAGUAUGAGGGGGCGUUCUUGGGCAUGCUUGCGGCCCGGCCGCCCCCGCAGCUGCCCGUAUCGCGCAGCCUGACGGGCGACGGGGCCGCCUCCCCCAUGGCGCGCGUCGGUGCGCUCUUCUCUGGCGGCUGGGCCACGCCGCCGCCAGGCGGCCGGGUCGCCAGCGCAGACGGCGGCGCCGCCGCCGGGGCGACUUUCGCCCAACGCCCGGCCGCAGACGCCCGCCGCGACGGCUUGCCGCGCCACCGGCGCACGCGGUCCUUCUCCUCUGCCGGCGAGCGCGCCGGCGGCGACGCGUUUGCGCCCGCGGCAGGCGAGCGGCCGCUGCCUCUGCCGCCGCGGAGGGGCGCGUCGCGGCCCGCGGCGGCGCCGCCAGUCGCUGCUGCCCCCGCCGCCGCGCGGCUGCGGCCAGCAGAGGUCGAUUUCGUCGAUGCCUUUUACGGCGCCGGCACGCGCGGGGGCGAGGGCGGCGACGGCAGCGGCCAUCAGGCGUCCCUGCGCACCUCGUUCGCAGACCCCCAAGCCGUGGCGGUGUACAGACGUGCCCCCGCAGGCGCCGGCGCGGACGCAGACGCAGGAGAGGAGGACGGGCUGCUGCUGUCGCUGGGCGCGGUGCACGUCGCGGCGGGGCCGCACACGGCAAGCGUGGGGCUGCAGCUGGCGAGCAGCUUCCUGCCAGUGCUGAGCGGCCGCAGGAUCAGGGGGCUGGAGCAGCAGGCGCCAGCAGACACCCAACAGCAGCAGCAGCGGCUGCGGCAGGGCAGCGCGUCGCCGCGGCUGCCUGAGAUCGCGCCCGCUCUCCAGGCGUCGCCCGAGCCGGCAGCAUCCGCCCCGGCGCCCGCGCCUGCAGGGCCGGCAGCUGGCGGCGGCGCGGGGCGCGCGGCCCCACGCGUGCACGUGCGCGCCGCUCUGCUGCUGGUGACCUUGAAUGUGGAGGAACCGGCAGUAAACAACGCAAGCUGUGACCUGCGCAGCAAGGGGCUCGCGUCGCUGCUGUGCCUGGACGGCCGGGCGGCGCUCGCGCCGUAUGACGGCGCCGUGGCCGCGGGCGCGGGCGCGGGCGGGCAGCGGCUGGCGGCCGGUGUUGGCGGGGGCGCGUCGCUGGCGGCGCUAUCUGUGGGCCAUAUGGGCGUGGUGGAUCUGCAGGCCCCGCUGGAGCAGCGCCACGUGCUGUCCUUCAAUCAACCGGCGGCCGGCGGCGCACCGGGCACAACGGCCCCGGAGGAGGGGCGAUGUUCGCUGCGCGUGCGCGCGCUGCUGCCGGCCCCGGCCCCGCAGCCUUCCGCGGCCGCGCCCGACGAGCCUCCGCCGCUGCGCGUGCUACUCGUCGCCCUGACCAACCCGCGCUUCGUGCUGCUGCGCCGCUUCUUGAACAACGCGGCGCACGCGUCUCAGAUCAUAGCCCAAGAGGCGGCCGCCUUCUGCGGUGUGCCCGAGCCUUCCGCCCCGGCUGCUGCGGUCCCCUCCUCGGCGCCGUCGGUGCCAGCGGCGGCGGUGCUUAUUCAGUUGAGCAACGUGCAGGUCGUUCUGCCGGCGAGCCACGCGUCCAAGGGGGCGGGGAACCAGUACGAGCGCGCGUCCGAGGCGCUCGCCGCCGCCCGGGACGCCGCCAGGCGCGCCAGGCCCAGCAGGGGCGGCGCCCGCGGCGGCGCAGGCGCCGGCGCCGGCGCUGGCACCGAGCUGCGGGCCGCCGCGCCUGCAGCGGCGCCGGGCCGCUACCCGGCCGAGCGGAGGGCGCCGCGGCACGCGUUCUACCGAGAGGCGCUGGUAAUCAACGCCACGGCGGUCGCGGUCGGCGCGCCCGGCGCGCCGGAGCUCCUGGCGUCGGCCGCCGGCUUUGCGGGCGAGCAGGGCGCGUUCCUGCCGCCGUGGAUGAUGGCGGCGUCGGAGGUCGAGCAGCUUGUCGGCGGCAGCCGCUUGAUGCUGCGGCGGCACGGGGGUGAGGAGCAGCAGCCCCAGCAGCAGUCUCAGCAGCACGGGCAGCAGCAGCAGCAGCAUCAGGCCGCUCCGCCAGUGGUUGAUGUCAGCGCGCCCGCCGCGGCGGACGCGGCGCGCCAGGUGUCGCCCGACCAGGCGCAGCAGCCGCAGACGCGGCCGCAGCCCCAGGCCCGAGGCUCGCCGCAGCAGCGGCGGAAUGCGGGCCGCGGCGCCGCGGCGGCGGAGCCGGGGCUGCUGCUCGUGCGUCCGAGCGGCGGCGGCGGCGGCGCGGGCGCAGGGACCGGUGAUGAGGAGCAGGAGGAAGAGGAAGAGGGUGCUUUGCGAACGUCAGCACAGGCCCGACCGUCGCCGACGAAGCGGCUGCUGGCGCACGCGGGCGCGGCCGUCAGCAAGCUGCUGCGCCGCAAGCGGACGGUGCACGUCCUGGCUGGCGACGCGCCAGGCCCUGCGCGCACGGCGGCCGCCAAUGUAGCGGUGCCGUCUCUGGGGGGGGGUCCACCGCCGCCCCCCUCGAGCUCAGGGCAACCGCCCGCCCGGGCCGCGGCAGGCGGGGCUGCCCCGGCGGCGCCGCUCUCUGGCGGCUACGGCUCGGCCGUCGCGGCUGGCGGGGACGCUCAGGCGCUUGUGGUCUUUGAAGGGCUUGAGCUGCUUGCUGCAGAGAUGCAGCGCUGCUCCUCGACCCUUGGUGGCGGCGGCCGCGGCCGCGGCGGCGACGAGGCCGAACCCCAACUCGCAGCUGAAGACGCCGCGCGGAGCCGCGGGCAGGGCCCCUGCGCCGGCUGCACCCUGGGGCAACUCGUCCCCAUACUUGAACCCUGCGACGUCACCGCGGCCGCCUACAACUACCACGCCCCGCCCACUUCCGCCGCGCCAGCCGCCUCCCCAGCCCCUGGCGCGCCCGCACCGGCGCCAGCACUGGCACAAGCGCCGCUGGCACUGGCGCUGGCGCUGCCGGGCGGCAUGGCCGUGCGGCUGGACCCUGGCAGUUACGCGUGCCUCAUGAGGGUGUGCUUCGAGAACUUCAUGGAGCUGCACAGCAGCUUCGACGCAGGUUCCAUCCCGCCGCGGCCGCCGCCGGCGUGGAACACGGCUUUCGACCCGGCCCCGCGGCUGGGGCUGCGGCUGGCGGGGCUGCGGCCGGCGGUGGUGCUGACUGUUGAGACGGGGCAGCUCAAGGCGACGCUGUCCAACCGCCCAGAUUGGUGGGACCCGGACUUGCAGCUGAAACGGGCAGACGAGGCCGCCGCCGCCGCUGCCGCCGCUGCCCCCGCGGCCGGUGCCCAUUUCGCCCCCGGCCGGCCCGGCAGCCCCUCGCGCGCCAGCCGCCCCCGCCAGCGCCCACAAGCGGCGGGCCCUGCCCCGCCGGCCCCGCCGAGCCCGCUGCCGCGGCCGGCCCCGCAGCAGCACGCCGCCCCGCCAGCACCAGGCGCCGGGCGGCAGCCGCAGCAGGGGCAACAGUGGCCGCGCCCUGCGCCGCCGUACGUGCCCGUGACGCGCCUGGUGGCGCAGCCCGUGCAGUUCAGCUUCGUGAUGGCUGCGGGCACCAACGACAUCCACAUAAAUGCCACGACAGACGACGUAGAACUACUGGAUGUGCGGCUGGCGUCGACGGCCCUUUAUCAGGUCGCGGGCGCGGGCGCUGGGGCUGCCGCCGACGCAGGCGCCGCGGCAGGACCAGUGGGCGCGUGCGGCGAGGGCGCCUUGGCGUCCAAGUUCGCAGUGGCCGCGGGCGAACGGCCGGCGGGGAUGGCCAACGGCAUGUUCGGCGGCCUGCGGCGCACGAGCAGCGCGCGCUCAACAGGCGCGGCGCCCGGCGCCGGCGCGGCGCUGUCGCGCCAGCCGACUGCGACGACGCGCGCCGCGCGCCCGCGUCGGCGUAUCGGCUAG